UCGCAAUCAUAUAGUAUACGGCAUAUUUUUAUUGCACGGUGUCGGUAUGUUAAUGUCAUGGAAUAUGUUCAUCACCAUAGCACCACAGUACUAUGUGUCUUAUUGGUUCACUGUGGAUGGAAAUGCCACGCAUUAUGCAGAAAGUUUUAUGAGUGUUCUUGGAGCAACUUCACAGAUUCCAGCCGUGGGGAUUAUGUUCGUGAAUAUGGCGAUAGUGAUCGCAGGAUCGCUAAUGAUGAGGAUUGUUGUGCCGCUUAUCAUCAACUGUUUCCUG
Messenger RNA from Cylicocyclus nassatus, 274 nucleotides. Lineage: Eukaryota; Metazoa; Nematoda; Chromadorea; Rhabditida; Strongylidae. The record is from the annotation of a GenBank genome assembly.